CCGGGAAAUUCUGUAGAAAUCCGUAUAACGUGACCGGGAUUUGCAAUCGGAGCUCGUUUCCGUAAAUAAAAAUACGCUAGUCCAAAAAGGAAGAAAAAGGAAAUAAAUGGGGAUGUUAACCGGGCUAACCCGACCCAUGGAGAAGUCGGCACCACUCCACUUCGGAAAUCAGAAUAUUUGAUAGUCGCUGCGGAAGAAACAAUCGGACCGAUACAAAUCACAGUCAUUCAGUCUUAUACAAAGGAAGCUCUUUCUGGGCUUCGCAGCUUUGGACGAACAGGGGGAACAUGAACAAUGGAGAUGGGAAACGAGUGAAUGGAGAGGCCGAGGAAGACGAUGAUGAGGACGAGGGAAAUGGGGGAGGCCUUGAUGCUUGGGAGAGAGCUUACGCGGAUGAGAGGUCAUGGGAGGCUCUGCAAGAGGACGAGUCUGGGCUUCUCCGCCCUAUUGAUACCAAUACCCUUUACCAUGCCCAGUAUCGCCGGCGCAUUCGCUCCCUUUCCUCCCUGGCAACUACUGCUCGUAUCCAGAAGGGCCUCAUUCGCUAUCUCUGCAUUGUUGUUGACCUCUCAAAGGCAGCUGCAGAGAUGGAUUUUCGACCAAGCCGAAUGGUUGUGGUUGCGAAACAUGUGGAGGCUUUUAUUAGAGAGUUCUUUGACCAGAAUCCGCUUAGUCAACUUGGUCUUGUGACUAUAAAAGAUGGGGUUGCUCAUUGCUUAACGGAUCUUGGUGGCAGUCCUGAGUCCCAUGUUAAAGCUUUGAUGGGUAAACUGGAGUGCUCUGGUGAAUCCUCCCUGCAGAAUGCCCUGGAUCUUGUUCAUGGGUAUCUAAAUCAGAUUCCAUCAUAUGGUCAUCGAGAAGUUCUCGUCUUAUAUUCUGCUCUUAGUACUUGUGAUCCAGGAGAUAUAAUGGAGACUAUCCAGAAAUGCAAGAAGUCAAAAAUUAGGUGUUCAGUUAUUGGUCUCUCUGCAGAAAUUUUUAUAUGCAAACAUCUCUGCCAAGAAACUGGUGGUUCAUACUCUGUUGCAUUGGAUGAGGUCCACUUCAAAGAGUUACUACUGGAACAUGCUCCCCCACCUCCAGCAAUAGCAGAAUUUGCCAUUGCUAAUUUGAUAAAGAUGGGUUUCCCACAAAGAGCAGCAGAGAGUUCUAUAGCAAUUUGUUCAUGUCACAAAGAGGCUAAGGUUGGAGGGGGUUACACUUGUCCAAGAUGCAAAGCACGUGUAUGUGAGUUACCUACGGAAUGUCGAAUUUGUGGAUUGACACUUAUUUCUUCGCCCCAUUUGGCAAGGUCAUAUCAUCAUCUCUUUCCAAUAGUACCGUUUGAUGAGGUGUCUCCAUCACUUCUGAAUGAUCCACAUAACAGAUUACCAAGAUCUUGUUUUGGAUGUCAACAAUCUCUUCUAAAUCCUGGAAACAAACCUAGCCUUCGCGUUGCUUGCCCAAAAUGCAAACAGCACUUCUGCCUUGAUUGUGACAUUUACAUUCAUGAGAGCUUGCAUAAUUGCCCUGGUUGUGAGAGCUUCAGGCAUUCCAAGUCAGCCAUUGCUAGUGAAGAAUGAUGGUUCCUGUGACUUUAUAAUCUGCUACCCCUGUGCAAAAGAAGUUGUAUUUCAACACACUUUCUCUAAGCCAAAGUCUUUCUUGGAAAGUAUUCUAAGCCAAAGUCAUAAGACAAUAACUAUAUGCUUUUGGAACCAUCCAGAUUUCUAGACCAUUUAGGACGCUGGGAUGGUCUUGAUCCAGCCUUUUGAAGAGGGGUGAAUUAUGCUGGAGAGAGAGAGAGAGAGAGAGAGAGGUGGUUAAAAGAAACCGAGUCGGUGAUUUUUCCGUAUGUACUGUGGUUCAGUUAUUUAUUUAUGUAAUUACUUGGGGAAGAAAGUUUUCAGUAUUUAAAUACACCUUUUGUGGCCUUUGAUGUCUCCGGAGAAUCAAAUGAAUCUUGGUAGUAUCCUUCAUGAUUUUGGUAGGGGAUGCAAUGGAUAUUUUCAUUUUUCAUUAA
This is a messenger RNA of Alnus glutinosa, 2002 nucleotides long. RefSeq names its product general transcription factor IIH subunit 2. Bases 288 to 1562 code for a protein of 424 amino acids. Gene Ontology annotation, biological process: DNA-templated transcription; nucleotide-excision repair; regulation of transcription by RNA polymerase II. The transcript is spliced from 5 exons. Gene Ontology annotation, cellular component: transcription factor TFIIH core complex; transcription factor TFIIH holo complex. Lineage: Eukaryota; Viridiplantae; Streptophyta; Magnoliopsida; Fagales; Betulaceae. The record is from RefSeq and is a predicted model, not a curated record. Gene Ontology annotation, molecular function: zinc ion binding.